Messenger RNA from Poeciliopsis prolifica (blackstripe livebearer), 6150 nucleotides. RefSeq names its product interferon-induced very large GTPase 1-like. Lineage: Eukaryota; Metazoa; Chordata; Actinopteri; Cyprinodontiformes; Poeciliidae. The record is from RefSeq and is a predicted model, not a curated record. Gene Ontology annotation, molecular function: GTP binding.
AAAAUAAAAUCAAGGAUAUAAAAAGAGUCGGCUGCUGAUCAGCUCUCAGACAGAACUGCUCCUCCACAGAAUCGCUUCACUACAGAGCUUCUUUCAAGCUUGAUCCAUUCAUAUGGAGACAGCAGAGCACAAAAUCUACAGUUAGCCUGCCUAUCAACUCAACACCUGAUGGUAAAAUGGACUUCCUGACUCUGAUCUAUAUCUGUAUAUUAUACAUUGCACUACUACUGAUAGGCCAAGUCUUCUCACGUAAACCCCAGGAGGGAACCCGUCAGAAUCCAGAGGAAAGCCCAACAGAUAAACCAGAGACAAACAAUCAGUCUGAGUGUGAUAAUAAAGAGUCCACUCCCACAAAGAAGGGAACCAGCACUGGAGAUAAAUCUGAGACUCUUGAUGGAAAGACAAGAGAAGAAACUUCAUCAACAUUUGCUGAGUCUGAUGACAAACCAAAGGGGGGCACAGAGGGUGAAGAGACAAGAUGCAUCAAUAUUCAACACAACAGUGAUGAUAAAGUUUCCACUCUCAGAAUGGAGGGAAGCAGCACUGAAGAUAAAUCUGAGGCUCCUGAUGGUGAGAGAGGAGAGGAACCUGCAUCAACAUCUGCUGGGUCUGAUAUUGAUGAACAAAAAGCUGGUACAGAUGAUAAAGAGACAAGCUGCAGAAAUAUUCAACACAACAGUGAUGAUAAAGUUUCCACUCACACAAUGGAGGGAAGCAGCACUGAAAAUAAAUCUGAGGCUCCUGAUGGUGAGAGAGGAGAGGAACCUGCAUCAACAUCUGCUGGGUCUGAUAUUGAUGAUCCAAAAGCUGGUACAGAUGAUAAAGGGACCAACCUGAAGACGCUUUUGGAGGAACUGGGAUUGGACCAGUUCUACCAGGAGAAACUGUCACUCAGCAACAUACUGGAGAUCAAUGAGAAGACCACCAAAGAUGAGUCUUCACAAUGUAAAUCUGAUCUUCCAUGGUAUUUUCUUAAGAAACUGAUGGCAGUGAAUGUAACAGCUAGAAAGAUAAAAUGCGCCUCAGAUUCCAAGUCCAACAAUGAUGAUACAUUAAGGGAUCAUUGUGAUUUUAAUGAUCUAUUUGUCUGUAAUAACAUGAAUGACUCUCUAAAUCCUCUUGAUAUAAUCACUGCUCUCUUCCUGUGUUCUGAUGGGUUUGUUCAUCAAGAACUGGCUCUAAAAAUGUCCAUGUGUCAGUUCUCUGUUCCUCUGCUGCUUCCUAACUGUGAUACACAGCAGUGCACCCUCAUGCUGUGGGCCAUGAGAGACAUUGUUAAGAAGUACAGACCUUCAGAUCUUGUAGAAUCAAAAGGCUUCAUGGAAGAAAGAAUAGUUCUUUCUGAACUUCCAAUGAUCUCAUUUGUGAGACUGGGUGAGUGCUCUCUGUCCAAAUCAGAGAUUCUCAAUAAGCUUCUGAGUAACUCUGAGCAAUACCAUGACACCUUUGUUCACCGUGACAUGGAGUGUGGAGACAUUGAGAGAAGAAUAUCCAAUGGACUGACUGAACUGACCUGGUACCUUCCCUGUGGAAACAAAAACAUGGACAUCUUCAGUGAACCAGUUGCUAUAGCUAACCUUCGUGGAGACAUUGCUUCAUUUGAAACUCAAUUCUCCUUUUUGUGUCAGACAUCUGCUGCAGUUUUUGUUUUCUUUGACAAGCUGGACUCUGACUGCAAACUGCUGAUGAACAAAAAUCACAAAGCUCAGAUCUUCUUAGUGGGAAACCAACAAAGCAAGAGUCUGACUCCAGAUGUUUUGAAGAAAGUAGCAACCAGUCUGGGCUUGACAAAAAACAAUAUAAUCAUAAAAACUAAACAAACAAAUGAUGCAGAUUUUGUCAAAUCUUUGAAGAAAACUGUGAUUACUGUACUUGCCAACCCACAGUUAAAGAUGUCAGUAGAGCAGAUGGCUGAUGUUGCUCAUGAACUGGGAGUUUCUGUUGAUGAAGAUUCUCCAGAGGGUCAGGAGGGAAAGAAAAAUGCAGAUGCCAUCACUGCAGAGAUUAAAGAUACUUUUCAAUUCAAAGAAAAUCAGUUUCCUUUACAAGGUCAAAUAUGGAAGGAACUGACUUUCUUGGAAAAGGAAGAAUUUCGUCUCCGAAAAGUUGGUUCUGAAGACAUAGAAAACUACAAGAGCAACCUUAAAGAGAAAAAAGAAGCGCAACGUAAAAAACAAAACUCUUAUACAAUGUCCAAAGCAAUGAGAUGCUUCAUUACUGCAAUAUCCAGCCAACAGAGAGAAAGGUGUUACUUUCUGAAAUGGCUAAGAAUGAACCUCGACAACUUGUCUCGAAUCAAACUUUCUGUCCUCAGGGAGCUUUACAAGGAAAAAUGCAAAGACUCUGAGAACAAAGAAGAGAUAAAAAAAAUUGACCAACAACUUUCCAACAGCUCACUGGGAGUUGAGCACUUCUUCCGAGAAAUGGGUCAGAUCUAUGAAGCUUCUCUUUACCUUCCAGAAACAGAUCCAUCACGUCAACAACUGCAACAUCUGCCCAAACUCUGUGCUCAGUUGUUGUUGGAUGGAUUUCCUGUUGAGCUUGUAGAUGGAGAUGCUUCCAACAUUCCUCUCAGAUGGGUGAGUGAUGUUCUCUCUCAGCUCAAUGACUUGGUGUCUCCAAACAACAAGAUACGGGUCGUCACAGUUCUUGGAGUUCAGAGCACAGAGUCCACUCUCCUUAACACCAUGUUUGGAGUCCAGUUUGCAGUCAGCAGUGGUCGAUGCACUAGAGGUGCCUUCAUGCUGCUCAUCAAAGUCAAUGAAGACUUGAAGAAAGUUCUCAACUGUGACUUCAUGAUGAUCAUCGACACUGAAGGCUUAAAGUCACCAGAGCUAGCACAGCUGGACAACAGCCAUGAGCACGACAAUGAGCUGGCAACACUUGUUGUUGGGCUGAGUGACAUCACCAUUAUCAAUAUUGCCAUGGAGAAUUCAACAGAGAUGAAGGACAUCCUGCAGAUAGUGGUGCAUGCUUUCCUCAGGAUGAAGGAGGCCAGCGGAAAAAAGCCUCAAUGUCAGUUUGUUCACCAGAACGUUUCUGAUGUUUCAGCCCAUGAGAAGAACCUGAGAGACAGGAAGCUGCUGUUAGAACAGCUGAAUGAGAUGACCCAGGCAGCAGCUAGAAUGGAGAAGAAAGAGGAAUACAAGAGCUUCACUGAUGUGAUGGAGUAUAAUCCAGACACUGGGAACUGCUACAUUCCUGGACUCUGGAAUGGAAACCCACCAAUGGCUCCAGUCAAUGCAGGAUACAGUGAGACUGUCUAUGAACUCAAGAAAAACAUCAUCCAACAGCUGGGAAAGUGUGGCUCAACUUCUAAUGACAUCUUGGAGUUCAGAGAGUGGAUAACCAGCCUGUGGAACGCAGUAAAACAUGAAAACUUCAUCUUCAGCUUCAGAAACAGCCUGGUGGCUGAUGCUUACAUGAGGCUCUGCACAGAGUACAACCAAUGGGAGUGGGAGUUCAAGAAGGAAAUGUACAAAUGGGUUACCAAUGCAGAGACAAGAAUUUCUAAUUUUGGUUCAUUUACUGCAACAUCUGAAAUAUCUGACAUGAAUGAAUUCAUCGCUGAGUUGAAAAGUGAAGCAAUCACAGAGCUGAUCAAGUGGGAGACAAAGAUCCUUGAAAACCUGAAGAAAUACUUUGAGCAGCCAGAAGGUCAUGUUUAUCUGGUUGAAGGAUACAGAGAGGAUUUCUCCAACAGCAUCAAGAGUCUUAGACGAGAAACUGAAAGAUCAAUGUUCAACCAGAUCACAGCAGCUGCUGAUAUUAAGAAGGGAUUGAAAGAACUUGAGAAAAUCAAGGCCACUUAUAGAGAAACAAUUGAGAAAGCAGUUUGUGAUUUAAUUGAUGAAUGUCGUAAGAAAAAGGUUCAAAUGACUGACAGAGAGCUUGAUGAAAGUUUUGAUAAGAUGUGGACUGAAACACUGAACAGUUUGUCUUUUUCCGAACAACAGACAAUAAAUAUCUACACCAGUGUUUCCCAUCAGUUACAAACAAAUCUUUCACACAAAGGAAGCCAUGCAUGUGAACUGCUGAGUGAAAAAAAACUCAAAAACUGUGGACUGGAGCCUUUUACAUACAAACCUAAAGGAGUGAUCAAAAACAUCAAAACUUUUUUUAAAGGAAUUUUGACCUUGACGGAUCUAAUAAAGGCAAGACAAGAAAUUGCUGACAGGAUUAUUUCAGCUUGUGAUGACCAUGUUAGUGAUAAAACCAAGAGAAAAACCAAUUAUCAUGAUACUUACAUCCAGGAGAUUCUUCACUUCAUUGAUGAGAAGCUGAACAAAGCUGAUGUUGACACAGACAUUGAGUUUGAAGUGUCUCUGAAACAACACAUCUGUGGAUCUGCAGCCAGAAAGUUUCAGAAAAUGCAUGAAGAUUUUAUCCAAGAAAAUGAUCCUUAUAAAUGUUUGCAGAAAAACAAAGAAAGGUUUUGCACAGAUUUCAAAGAUGUGUUUCAAGAAAGAGACCAAUGCCAGAAAAAAGCUGAAGAAUUCACAAACCAAAGUCUGAAACCUGCUGUUGAAAACUUCAUCUAUUCUUCUCUUGGUCCUGAUAUUGUUGACAAAAUGACGGCAAAACUGGAGUUCAGCACACGAAUGUCCUUCCAGUAUUACAUUUUACUGGAUCUGAUUUCUAAAAGUGACUUUGAAAGCUUUAAGAGCUACAUUUGUUCAUAUGAAACUUAUGUAAAAUCAUGGACAUCUAAAAGAAUUAAGGAGUAUUUCUCCUCUGGGGAGACAGUUUAUGAGUUGGAGGACAAACAUCUUAAGUUCUGCAUCGACCACAUAAAUGAUGCCAUAAAAAAGGCAAACACAGAAAACACUGACAGUCUGAAGACAUUUGUUGUCAAGAUCUGCAGAGAACUUGAUGAUAAACUGGUAAUUUCCCAGGAUGCUCUUGAUGCCUUCAUGGUUCUGAACAAAUCUGACCAGGAACAGUUUGCUCACUGGCUCAACAAGUGUGUGGAGGACAUGAAAGAAACUCUUAGAGGAGAGUUUGAAAAGAUAACGUUUGAAACACAACUCUCACGUCUCCACAUGAAACCAGAGAAUGAGUUUUUUAACAGAGUGAUUGGUUGUGGCAAACAGUGUCCAUUCUGCAAAAUACCCUGUGAUGCUGGUGGAGAACACACUCAACACUUUGCUUCUUUGCAUCGACCAAAUGGAUUAGGUCAGUACAGGUGGGAAGACUCAAGAAAACUCAUGACUGAUAUCUGCUCUUCUCUUGUUACCAGUGACUUAACUUUUCACUGCAGUGACACAAAGGGUGAAUAUCAUCCUUACAAAGAAUAUAGGCAAAUUUACCCAGACUGGAAUAUUCCUCCAGAUGUGAGCCUUGAGGCGUCAGAUUAUUGGAAAUAUGUGAUGAACAAAUACAACAAAUUUGCUGAAGUAUAUAAUGCAAAUGAUGCUGACAUUCCUGAUACUUGGAAGAAAAUCACAGAAGAACAGGCAGUAAAAAGCCUCAAGGAAUCAUUCAACAUCAAAUGAAACAAUAAUUCAUGUUUAGUUGUAAACACAAUUGGUUCUUGCAUGUAGAGAUUUUUUUGUCCUUUUUUUGAAAGGCCAAAUUCACACAUUGGACUCACCUCUUUAACGAAAGUUAAAAUAUAAACAACUUCAUCUUAAUUUACUGAAGAUCCUUAUUUUCUUUAUUGAUCAUUUAUAAUUUUAGCAUUUUGUUAUUCUCUUAUUUUAUUAACUUUUGUAGCAACAUAUCUUGUCUGAAAAUAUUUUCUCUUGUUGAAAGAUUUUAUGUUUGCUACCACAUUAGAUGGAUAAUUGGAGAGUUUCAGUACAAAUUUAUUGUUCAUUGUUAAUGACUUAAUGCGAUCAAUUCUCCAUUAUCAUGACAUCAUUCAGUGGAUCAUUGCUGCAAAGUCAAUCACUGGAUCAAUUUACUGAGUUUCCUUAGAUAGAAAAGUUUUAUCAAAUUAAAUACCAAUCUGAACGCAGCUGAUUGGUCAAAUUAGAAUUUAUUUCAUUUUAAAUCUGACGUGGUUGAACUGAUUAUGUAUUUCUGUAUAUUAAAUGGAUUUGGUUGAGAUUACAUUUGCUAUGAAUUAGUGCGAAAACAAUAAACUUCACUGAAUUAAGAUUGAUGUCAAGUUAUUUUUGUUGUGAUUAUUUUGCUGUAUGGUUGCAG